Molecule: messenger RNA, 846 nt
Organism: Cicer arietinum (chickpea)
Lineage: Eukaryota; Viridiplantae; Streptophyta; Magnoliopsida; Fabales; Fabaceae
Source: RefSeq, a predicted model, not a curated record
AUGAAGAUUCAAACUGAUGACCGUCCUGCCUCAAAGAAAAGAAAAACUCGUCCUUCCUCUGUUUCUCAAAACUCUGAAGAUGAACCACCUCAUCCUCCACCUGAGGAUACACCAUCACCACUACCAACCUCUCCACUGCGUAACUCUCCUGAUCCUACUCCUUCUCCUGCCUCACCUGUCCCCACAACAACUCAGUCUACACCAAUCCACAAACUGACUCCACUUCGUGAAGCCGAUCCUAUCCCUGAGGAUGCCUCAAAAUCAGCUUCUCCUCAACAAAUGGAAGAUGGUGAGGAGUUAUAUUUUGAUCUGAAUCUAUCUUAUCCUCCAUCUCCUACGGAUGUGCCUAUGGCUUCUCCUCCCACUGUGCCAGUGGAUGAAGAUGUAAUUCCUCCACCAGAUUUUUCGCAACAAAUUCCUCCUGCUGCAAACUUUGACAAAACUGCUCAACCUCUCCCUGAGGUUACAGGUGUGUUCAGUUCCCUUGACUCCUUCCCUGAGGUUACAUGUGUGUUCAGUUCCCUUGACUCCUUCUUCACUGCCACAACUCAUAACCAGUCAAAGGACAAGGCUGGGAGCUCUCAGAAUAAGAGUUCCAGUGUCAAUGACCAGCCUAAAGGCUCGGUUCCUAGCACAAGGAUUGGGGACAACAAGAAGCAGAUGAAACUCCUAAAAUUAAUUAGGAAAGACCAGAAGAAAAUUCUUCAGCGCUUCACUCAUUUUCAGAAUUCUUUGGUUCAGAACAACUUGGACGAGACUCACCCAACUACUAUUCAAAAUGGGAUAAACGAGGUUGGCUUCAAGGAGCUUGACAACUUCUUUUUUGAUCACUUCCUUCAUAGCUAG